AUGCGAGUCUCUUACGUCCUCCCACUCCUUAGCCUGUUUCUAUCCCAGACCACAGCAGCAGCCCUCGGAUCUUCACCCCACAAACUGAGCACCCUCCGCCAGUGCCAAACAACAGGCAAAAACUGUCCAGAGGGAACAAUAAUAGUCUCCCAAACCAACACAACCACCUCCAAAAAACAAAUCUACAAAACAAUCCAAUCAGCAAUAAAUACCCUACCGAACAAUACACACCCAGCAACAAUCUUAAUAAAAGCAGGCACAUACAACGAACAACUAAACAUCACCCGCGCCGGCCCAAUAACAUUCAUAGGCGAAACAACCAACCCAAAAGAUGCCACAGCAAACCAAGUCCGCAUAACCUGGUCCGCAGCCAAUAAAGACUCAACAGGUCAAAGCGUGGAUAAUGUCUACUCGAGUGUACUCGUUGUAGCGCCCACUCUCGAAUCGAGUCUGACGGGCUCCGGGACGACCGGCUAUGCCGUGCCUGAUGAUACGCCGUUUGGAAAUGUGGAUUUCAGGGUUUACAAUGUUGAUUUUGUGAAUGAAUGGUCUGACUAUUCGGAUGGGCCGGCUCAUGCUUUGAGUUUGAGUCGUGCUAACGGCGGCUUUUAUUAUUGCGGGUUUUUUUCGUAUCAGGAUACUGUCUACAUCGGCAAACUCGGCAACGCAUACUUCUACAAGAGCAUAAUAGCCGGUCAAACAGACUUCCUCUACGGCUUCGGCACAGCCUGGAUCCAAUCCAGCAAGAUCCAACUACGCGGUUGCGGCGGCGGGAUUACAGCCUGGAAAGGGACCAACACAACAUUCACCAACAAAUACGGUGUAUACAUUGUGGACUCGGACGUGCGCGCGGCAAAUACAUCCAUUGCACCUGAUAUUAUUGGUGAAUGUGCGCUUGGGCGGCCGUGGAAUAGUCAACACCGGUCUAUUUUUGCGCGGUGUACUGAGGACGGCAGUAUCACUGCUAGUGGGUAUAUUGAUUGGGUUGUUUCUGGUGUUGCACGUUUCCAGGAGGGUGUUACUCUUAUGGCUGAGUAUGCGGUUUCUGGGGCUGGCUUCAAUCGCACUGGACGGAUUGAGGGGGGUGUUACUACUUUGCUUGAUAGGAAGGCUUGGAAGGGGUAUAGUGAGCCUGAAAGAGUGUUCCAGGAGCCCACUGGAGAGUUUGGGAAUGUUGGAUGGAUUGAUUGGGGGGUUAUUGGUGAGAAGUAG
Penicillium antarcticum is the source of this 1212-nucleotide messenger RNA. Its product is annotated as putative pectin methylesterase. The record is from RefSeq and is a predicted model, not a curated record. Bases 1 to 1212 code for a protein of 403 amino acids. The transcript has 2 exons. Gene Ontology annotation, molecular function: pectinesterase activity. Gene Ontology annotation, biological process: cell wall modification. NCBI's taxonomy places the organism in Eukaryota, Fungi, Ascomycota, Eurotiomycetes, Eurotiales, Aspergillaceae.